GAUCCCCUCCAGGGAGCCAAGGGCCAGGACCCCGCCACGGGGCAGGGCGGCCGCUGUGACAGCCCCAAGCAGCCGGCAGGGCAGGAGAGCCCGACACCCCCGGUGCCCUCCGCUGCCAAGUCAAAAUCAUCCAGUGAUAGCAAGAACCGUCACAAAAAGCCCAAGGACACCAAGCCCAAGGUGAAGAAGCUGAAGUAUCACCAGUACAUUCCUCCAGACCAGAAGGCAGAGAAGUCUCCUCCACCCAUGGAUUCUGCAUAUGCCAGACUUCUCCAGCAGCAGCAGCUCUUUCUGCAGCUCCAGAUCCUCAGCCAGCAGCAGCAGCAGCAGCAGCAACAGCAGCACUUCAGCUACCCAGGGAUGCACCAAGUCCAGCUAAAGCAAUCAAAUGAGCAAGUGGUCAAAAGUUCAAAUUCUUCAUCAACUUCUCUCAACAACACUCCUCUUUCUCCUGUGAAAACCACCUUUUCAGGCCAGACUUGUGUCUCAUCUAUCAAGCCAGGCCCUCUGCCAUCUAACCUGGAUGAUCUGAAAGUGUCAGAGCUGAGACAGCAGCUCCGCAUACGAGGCCUGCCCGUGUCGGGCACCAAGACCGCGCUGAUGGAGCGGCUGCGGCCCUUCCAGGAGUGCGGCUCCAGCGCGGUGCCCAGCUUCAGCGAGAUCACCACCGUCACCUUCCCUGUCACGCCGACAGGCACCCUCUCCAGCUACCAGUCGCAGUCCUCCACCAGCAUGUUAUCAAAUGGCUUCUACCACUUUGGCAGCACCAGCUCCACCCCACCCAUCUCUCCAGCCUCCUCCGACCUCUCUGUGAGCGGCUCUUUGCCAGACACAUUCAACGACGGGCCCAUGUCUUCUCCACAGUUUGGUCUCCAGCCAUCUCCGGUUCACGGCAGUGCUGAAGAAAGCCUCAUGAGCAGCAUGAAUGGAGGGAGCAUUCAGCUGGAGCUGGAAGGGAUUGACACAGAGAAAGACAAGAUGCUGGUGGAGAAGCAGAAGGUCAUCAAUGAACUGACAUGGAAGCUGCAGCAAGAGCAGAGGCAGGUGGAAGAGCUACGCAUGCAGCUGCAGAAGCGGAAGAGAAGCAAUGGCCUCGAGGAGAAGCAGCAGCCCACUCAGCAUUUCUUUGGUGUCCCUAUCAAGCAAGAAAACGCAGUGUCCAGCUGUCCAUUUGCCUCCAAACAAACUGCCUUGAAGGGCUCAGCCAGCAGCACGGAUAAGUUAAGUAACUGUGGGGUGCCGCAGCUGCCUCACGUGGUG
This is a messenger RNA of Merops nubicus (carmine bee-eater), 1260 nucleotides long. RefSeq names its product myocardin-like. Lineage: Eukaryota; Metazoa; Chordata; Aves; Coraciiformes; Meropidae. The transcript has 4 exons. Gene Ontology annotation, biological process: smooth muscle cell differentiation; cardiac muscle cell differentiation. The record is from RefSeq and is a predicted model, not a curated record. The annotation marks the transcript as partial.